AAACAAGGUGCUAAAUAUGGGAAUUAUUAUAUCAGCAAGUGGGCAAGUUCAAACCUUUGACCAGUCAUCUUAUCUUGUAAGAAAAUGGCAACCAAGCUGUUCAAAUACAAGCUAUGGAUCACUCCCACCACACCUGAUCAUUCAAAUCAAACCAGUUACUCAAAUUCAACACAACCCACUUCAUAAAAAUCAUUUCUUUCUUAUGAAUCUCUCUUCAAUUUACAUUUUACCGCUCCUUUUCCUUAUCACCCAUGGAAAAAGCUUCAAUCUUUGCCAAGAAACAAGAUGCAGAAGCAAUGGCCCUCCGAUUCGAUUUCCUUUCAGAAUCAAGAACAAACAACCAGACCUCUGUGGCUAUCCCGGGUUCGAUCUAUCUUGCACAGAAUCAAAACAUACAUUACUUGAGCUGCCAAAUUCAGUCAAGCUCUACAUUGACAGAAUUGACUAUGUUUCUCAGGUUCUUUACACUUAUGAUCCCAACAAUUGUCUUCCAAAACAAAUCUUGAACUUCAAGUUAUCUAAUACUCCUUACAAAUACGGAUAUUUUAUUCAGUCUGAUUACUAUUUGUUUAAUUGUUCGUCUUUAGAUAGAAAUGAAUACGUGCGUAUGCCUUGUCUUAGUGUUCCUGGUUAUGAUGUUUAUGCAUUUAUUGCUGAGACUAAUGUUAUGUUUACUGAUCUUGCGUUUUGUACCAAGAUGUAUAAUGUUUCUUCGGUUCCUUUGGAGUUUGUGAGCAGUGAUAAUGUUCUUCAGUUGAAUUGGACUAGACCAGGUUGUGGGAUUUGUGAAGGACAGGGUAUGAAUUGUAAGUUUAGGGAGAAUAGUACUAGAUUUGAGACUGAGUGUGUUGAGAAACCGAAAGGACCUAGUCGCGUCGGAUUCAAGUUGAUGAUUUCAGGUAUUGUUAUAGGUUCCGUUCUUCUUGUGGUAGCUGCGGUUGUAGUUUUUCGUAUCUACAGCUCAGAUAGAGCAGAAAAAGAAAAUCAAAAAAGGAUUGAAAAGUUUCUUGGGGAUUACAAAGCUAUGAAGCCAGCUAGAUAUUUGUAUUCUGAUAUCAAAAGGAUUACCAAUAACUUUAAGGACAAGUUAGGUCAAGGAGCAUACGGAUCAGUGUUUAAAGGAAGCCUUUCUAGUGAUAUCUUUGUGGCUGUUAAAGUUCUCAACAGUUCAACAGGAAAUGGAGAAGAGUUCAUUAAUGAAGUAGGAACAAUGGGCAGAAUUCACCAUGUCAACGUGGUUCGCUUGGUCGGGUUUUGUGCUGAUGGAUUUCGAAGAGCUUUAGUUUACGAAUAUUUACCAAAUGAAUCGCUUCAGAAAUCCAUAUUCUCAAAUGAUGACAAGGAUAUUCCUCUUGGUUGGGAGAAGCUUCAAGAUAUCGCUCUUGGUGUAGCCAAAGGAAUCGAAUAUCUUCACCAAGGAUGCGAUCAACGUAUACUCCACUUCGACAUCAAGCCUCACAAUAUAUUGUUGGAUGAAAAUUUCAACCCGAAAAUUUCUGAUUUUGGUCUGGCCAAGUUGUGCGCCAAGGAUCAGAGUGCGAUUUCCAUGACCACUGCUCGUGGCACGAUGGGCUACAUAGCUCCUGAAGUGUUCUCUAGAAACUUUGGGAAUGUGUCUUAUAAAUCAGAUGUUUAUAGUUUCGGAAUGGUGUUGCUCGACAUGGUCAGCGGAAGGAAGAAUGUAGAUGUUGAUGACACUAAAGUCUACUUUCCAGAGUGGGUAUAUAAUCGUUUGGAUAAAGGAGAAGAGUUAAGGAUCAGGAUCAAAGAAGAAGUAGAUGAAAAGAUUGCAAAGAAGCUCAUAUUUGUGGGACUCUGGUGCAUACAAUGGCACCCCAUGGAUCGUCCUUCAAUGAAGGCUGUAGUUCAAAUGCUGGAAGGAGAAGAUAAUAAACUAAUAACAAUGCCUCCUAAUCCAUUUGGCUCUGCAGAUGCUUCAUUUGUUUCUGCAGGAAUGGGUGUAAAUAUGGCAAGGAGGCAUCUACACCAAGACUUGGCAGUGAUAUCUGAAACUGAAACCGAGUGAUACCAAAUGAGAGAAGAGUCGUUCCGAUCCACAACUUGUAUAGCAGAAUGUAAUAUAUCAAAUUUAAUUAAUUAAGGCCGAGUAGAUUGAUGACCGGAUUUUAUAUACACUUUUUAUGAGUUAAGUGCGAUUUAAUCGUGGUAUUUUUGAGAGGUUA
Molecule: messenger RNA, 2183 nt
Organism: Mercurialis annua (annual mercury)
Lineage: Eukaryota; Viridiplantae; Streptophyta; Magnoliopsida; Malpighiales; Euphorbiaceae
Product: rust resistance kinase Lr10-like
Exons: 2
Coding region: 17-2026 (669 amino acids)
Biological process (GO): protein phosphorylation
Molecular function (GO): polysaccharide binding; ATP binding; protein kinase activity
Source: RefSeq, a predicted model, not a curated record